Pocillopora damicornis (cauliflower coral) is the source of this 802-nucleotide messenger RNA. RefSeq names its product QRFP-like peptide receptor. Gene Ontology annotation, molecular function: G protein-coupled receptor activity. Gene Ontology annotation, cellular component: membrane. Gene Ontology annotation, biological process: G protein-coupled receptor signaling pathway. The record is from RefSeq and is a predicted model, not a curated record. NCBI's taxonomy places the organism in Eukaryota, Metazoa, Cnidaria, Anthozoa, Scleractinia, Pocilloporidae.
CCUGUGCGCACCUUGUGAAGGUAAAUUGGAAAGCAAUGGACCGUUCUUUUUCUUAACAAGAGGGAUCUUCUACUCGUAACUGAUAUAAGCUUUUGAAAACAGCACUGUCAUGUCAGCUUCUGUUGUCAUAACGUUGGUUCUCUUCACACUUGUCGUUGUAAAUAUCAUCGGAAAUUCACUGGUUUGUGCGAUAAUUCGAAAACAUCGAGACAUGAGGACUCCGAUCAACUAUCUGAUUCUUAACCUCGCAAUGGCGGACGCUUUGUACGCGACCCUCAUCAUACCCAUGUACAUUUUCAGAUUCAAUUUAAGUCACCCAACAGGCUUAGCGGGUGAUGUUCUAUGCGUGAUGUUAACCAAUGGGUCUUUCGCUUGGGUAGCAGCAAUAGCUGCCAUUUGUACUCUGUUGGCAAUCGCCAUCGAAAGGUAUUACGCAGUUGUCUACCCACUUGGAAAUAAAUGGAAAUGUUCAAUCAGUGCCGUAAAGAAAAUAAUAGCUGGCUCUUGGGUCUUCGGGCUUGUUUUUAAUAUCCCGUUAAUCAUGAUCAACAAACUCAGAAACAACUUUUGCGCGGGUAUAUGGCCCGAGGAGUGGAUGGGUAAAGCGUUUGGGGUUUACUCCAAUGUCAUCGUCUUUGGCUCCUUGUUUGGGAUCUUUGUGUUGCACUUUAGAGUCGUGCACACCUUAUGGUUCAAAUCUGCUGGUGUCCGACAAGUGAAUCAAGAGCAGAGUGUGAGUAGCGUCAAGAAUGUCUUACAUAUGAUAUAUGGGGUGAUGGCUUUUACUACCGAUGGUUAGAAG